Molecule: messenger RNA, 504 nt
Organism: Exophiala viscosa
Lineage: Eukaryota; Fungi; Ascomycota; Eurotiomycetes; Chaetothyriales; Herpotrichiellaceae
Exons: 1
Coding region: 1-504 (167 amino acids)
Source: RefSeq, a predicted model, not a curated record
AUGUCUGACGACGCCUCCUACAUGUCUUUCCUCAAUAGAGCCAACGCCGACCCCAAAGCCGGAGGCCAUGAACAAGCCAACUCGACGUCUGAGUCCCGCACCAAGUUCGAUCCAACCAACACUUCGUCAUCCUCGGACGUCUCUUCUGAAACUCUCCCGGCUUCAUUAAAGUCCCUACCUGACAUAACAUACACGUCGGACACAGACUCGCCCUUCGAGCCCGUCGUCUUCAGCUACUCUGGGUCAAAGCUGCCUAGUGUGUCGGAUUUCGAGAAGUGUUUGAGCCAUAAGGGACAUACAAGUGGCAGCGUGGAGGAGCUGAGCACACAAGAUUUCGAUCCUAGAAACCAGUAUCAAGAUAUUAUUGCACGCGUGGAACAAGCAGGAAGUGGAGGUGUCAAGGUUUUUAGAGUAGAGGUUAGCAGGACACGAGCAGAGUACUAUAUCUUGACGCUGGGGGAGAGGAAGUUGAUCGGCGUGGUAACUAAGGCGGUUGAGAGCUGA